UAGCAUAAUAUUUCUCAACAACCCCCAAAACUCAACAACUUCCCAUUUUUUCGCCAGUAGGAUAUAUUUAUAUAUACGUGUAGAACAAAUGCAAGUUCUUAACGCUGCUACUAUAUCCAUCCAUCUCUCUCUCUCAUGGCGGCUAAAUCUGCUCUCCAUUCUUCCUCACCUAACACCUCUUCUUUUUUGAACUCUAAAUCGAAUUUGGUUCAUUUCAGAAGAACCCAGUUGAGAUUUGAGCCCAGAAUCCCAUCAAAGCCUAUCAAAUGGGAAAGCUGCUCAAGAACAAGAGAGCAAUCAAGGGAAAAGGUGAAGCAAGGGGGGCGAUUAUUCACGGUGAGGUGCACGGCAGAGGGCAUAGAGAGGGGAAUGCUGAUCGGAGGUGGGAGAGGAAGAGAGGAAGCAGUAGCCAGUAAGAUGCUUGAUAUCCCAGAGAGGUUUAAGGUGGUGGCUUUAGUGGCAUGUGUCAUGUGCUUGUGUAAUGCUGAUCGUGUUGUAAUGUCCGUCACUGUCGUUCCUCUUGCUACCAAAUUUGGUUGGUCCAGUUCUUUCUUGGGCAUAGUACAGUCAUCCUUUCUAUGGGGAUACAUAUUCUCAUCAGUCAUAGGAGGAGUCCUGGUAGACAGAUAUGGAGGAAAAAGAGUGAUGGCGUGGGGUGUGGCCUUAUGGUCUCUGGCCACUCUACUUACUCCAUGGGCUGCCAACCACUCCACCGUCGCCCUUCUGGCCGUUCGUGCAUUCUUUGGACUUGCCGAGGGUGUUGCUUUGCCUUCCAUGAGCACCCUCUCAUCAAGGUGGUUUCCAACCCAUGAACGAGCGAGUGCAGUUGGAAUAUCCAUGGCUGGAUUUCAUCUUGGAAAUGUCAUAGGCUUACUGCUGACUCCAAUUAUGCUGUCAACAGUUGGGAUUUCUGGCCCUUUUAUCCUUUUCUCUUCUCUUGGGCUACUAUGGCUGACAAGAUGGGCAAAUGGGGUCACAAGUGAUCCAAGAGACAGCCCUUUUGUUAGCAAAUCAGAGUUGAGAUUAAUCCAAGCUGGUAAAACUGAUUCUCCAGCAAGUGAUGGCCAGUUUCCACCACUUCGUCUCCUAUUGUCAAAAGCACCAUCUUGGGCUAUUAUUUUUGCUAAUAUAACGAACAAUUGGGGAUAUUUCGUUCUUCUCUCUUGGAUGCCUAUAUAUUUCAACACUGUGUUUAAUGUGAACUUGAAGCAAGCGGCUUGGUUUAGCGCUGUUCCAUGGGGAACAAUGGCAGUCUCUGGCUAUGUUGCAGGAGCAUUAUCUGAUUCAUUGAUUAAGGCCGGCUACUCUUUGACAAUCGUCAGAAAGAUCAUGCAGUCUAUUGGAUUCAUUGGACCUGGUGUCUCAUUGCUCUGCUUAAAUUAUGCCAAGACACCAGUGACUGCAGCUGCACUUAUGACUAUAGCGCUGAGCUUGAGCUCUUUCAGCCAAGCUGGCUUUCUUCUCAACAUGCAAGAUAUAGCACCUCAGUAUGCAGGAUUCCUCCAUGGAAUUGCAAAUUCAGCUGGGACAUUAGCAGCAAUAAUCAGCACGAUUGGAACAGGUUAUUUUGUUCAGUGGCUAGGAUCUUUUCAGGCAUUCCUCACAGUCACAGCAGGGCUCUAUUUCGUUACAGCCAUCUUUUGGAACUUGUAUGCUACAGGAGAGCGAGUUUUCUAGACUGAACUCAAGUGUAAAUGAAGUUUCCACUGCUCUGGAAACAGCACAGGUCUAGAACUAGGAAUUAUUAUAUCAAUGAAGGUAAACUAGUUACAAAAGGGUGAAGAACACGAGUUCACGUAGGUUAAAAUUAUAAGUCAAAUAUUUUAGGCAUGAAAUGUUUACAAUGGAGGGAGUUGAUGGUGUAUACUGUAUAGUAUGUUGACUACGUGCGUGCAACAUUCAUCUCUAUUAUUCUUUUAAUGGUUUUUCACUUCGAUA
Messenger RNA from Populus trichocarpa (black cottonwood), 1938 nucleotides. RefSeq names its product probable anion transporter 3, chloroplastic. The record is from RefSeq and is a predicted model, not a curated record. The coding region runs from base 136 to 1677 and encodes 513 amino acids. The transcript has 7 exons. Gene Ontology annotation, biological process: transmembrane transport. Gene Ontology annotation, molecular function: phosphate transmembrane transporter activity. Gene Ontology annotation, cellular component: plastid. NCBI's taxonomy places the organism in Eukaryota, Viridiplantae, Streptophyta, Magnoliopsida, Malpighiales, Salicaceae.